Caenorhabditis elegans is the source of this 996-nucleotide messenger RNA. It is a transcript of the gene H16D19.3, whose product is annotated as C2H2-type domain-containing protein. The transcript is spliced from 6 exons. The coding region runs from base 46 to 996 and encodes 316 amino acids. The record is from RefSeq and is marked reviewed. NCBI's taxonomy places the organism in Eukaryota, Metazoa, Nematoda, Chromadorea, Rhabditida, Rhabditidae.
AAGUUCACCAUUUCUCGAAAGCUACCGAAAUUUUCCCCCGCAAAAAUGGAUGACGCCACCGAACAGGAGGUGUUCAACCGAAUGCAGAUGACACAAUUCGAGGAGAAGCGCUUCGAGUUGGUGGUUAUAAGGGCAGAGGAUACGGUAGUUGUCGAGCCGUUGAGACAGCGUGAAACUUGCCCGAAAUGCCACCAAAUACUCAGCUCGGAGCUCUCCCGUCUAUGGCACCAAUUUGUCCAUAUGGAUGCAUAUAACGGAUUUCUAGAUGGAAAAUUUCAGAUUCAGCUACCAGAUUUUGAAUUUGUAAUUCCCUGUCCAUUUUCCACGUGUAGCCUACUAUUUUUGGACCUCAUUGAUGCGAGAUUCCAUUACCUCCUGGAGCACCAAUCCUGCCAACUAUUUUGCUGUGGAGUACGGUUUUCAGACUAUAAGACUGCUUUGGAGCAUUUACAAGGAACUGGAUCUGUUGAAACAGAAGCUUGGGAUCAGCAGAAACAUUUUUUGAAGCCAGUUUACAUCUGCAACUGUUGCAAUCGUACUUGGUCGUCACGUAGCGAGUACGUGGCACAUUUACACGGCCGGGAUCAUAUGUGCCCGGAUCCGGUGUGCAAGUACAUUUUUGAAACUAAUGAGAAGUGUAUCCGACACUUUUUUGAGCAGCAUUAUAAACACCUAUUCCUAGACUCCAGGCACCUACUUCUCAACUACAAGUACUUUUUGCGCUACCAGGAGAAGCAGGAGGAACGAGCAUAUGGAUCAUAUGUGUGUACCACAUGUCAACGCCGAUUUCGGGACAACAAGGGGUUUCAGAGCCACGUGGCAAGCCAGAAUUGUGAAUUUUUUGAUAGAAAAAUCAUGAUAGAAAAAUCACCAUCCAUCCAGACCAUAAAGACCAUCCACCAGACAGUCGGUUUUACCCUGGAAAUAUUGAUUUAUAACGAUACGUUUGAAGAAAAAAGAAACAUAUUAAAGGUAUGUAAUCAGGUAUCAUUUUAA